Symbiodinium necroappetens is the source of this 635-nucleotide messenger RNA. The record is from the annotation of a GenBank genome assembly. NCBI's taxonomy places the organism in Eukaryota, Dinophyceae, Suessiales, Symbiodiniaceae.
AUGGAGAUUAGUGAGAGUCUGCAGUCGGUUGCAUCUCGACGCGGCACGACGAGACAUGCUGCGAAGCCACCGUCGAGUUUAGCUGCAUCUUCCUUGGAGAUGUCGCUGGUGUCUUUGGAGCGCCUGCCUCAAACCCCAGCUGUGCGACGCCUUUGUCCCGCAACCAUCGCCACUCCCCUCACGAUUGGCCAGAUUGCUGCCUCCUUCUCAGCAGGCUGGCUCGUGGCUGGUUGGCGCCCCUGGCAACACGUCCUAAUGCAUCGGGAAUCAGAGGCACAAGAGGUGCGGGUGCCCGUGCGAAAAGACCAGUCUUGUCAUGGGGACGCUGUCGGCUUCGGGAGUGAUGUGGGAGUCCGAGGCCCCUUGAAGUUUCGGCUGAAUGCCGCAAGGUACGCGGUUCCGUUUGACCCACUGCUCUUGUCCGUGCAUGACUCAGGAAGUGGCAAGAAGGGAGCUGGGCAGGCAGAAGGAAGCUUCGUGGCCGUGAACUGGCAGAAGUCUUGGUACACGAUUCUGGAUGGUAUCUGUACCUUUGUUCUGGCUUAUCAGCUUCGGAACGAAUUUGUCGCUCCGAACUCCGAGCUGAUCUUUAUGCAGAUGGAGACGCCGCUGCCGGGAUCCCGGGUGAGAUUCAC